AGUAGUUACCGCACCGCAACAGACGGUGCAUGUCUUGUCGAUGUCCGCUUAUCGACAGGCGGUUAGUGCACGUCAUGAACGCUUGCAAUUGUUCAACGUAGCCGGGAAGUUAAACAAACGGGUUUUCAAUUUGAAUCAUCGAGUUUGGACAGUAAAGUCGAUAUUUGACCGAUUAAAUUUGUCGCAGCUCGGCCAACUAUAAUCAAGUGUACCUAAUGUGCUAGUGCGUCGCAGUGACAGUUACCUACUCGUUAAUAACCUGUGACCGAGCACGGUCAUUCGCUAUGUACAAGUUCAAUAAGUAAAUAGAAAUGGACCGGACACUGUGCCUCCUUUGUGCCCUGAUCUCAAUGACAUCUAUAAGAUGCCACCAAUAUAUACCCUCGCCGUACCAUCAGUACGAUCAGAUAGAGACAAACCAUGACCGACUGGGUCAAGCACAUCAGCGAGCGAGCGUGCACGACCAAGUUACGCAGCGAAUAACCGGUGAUCAAGCUACGCAGAGGUUAAGUGAAUGGGUCGAUCAGGCUACGCAGCGGAUAAGCGAACGAAAAGAUAAUCAAGCUACGCAGAUAAGCGAAAGCGCCCAAUCUACGCAGCGGAUAAGAGAAUGGGACGACCAAACUUCGCAAAGGUUGGGAGAACGAGACGACCAAGCUACACAGAGAAUGAGUGAACGCUCACUUCCCCUGGACAGUGGUCGACAGAGGCUACAAGACUUGCAAAGAAGGAGGUUUAAUCAGGAAGAUGAGGGUCCUAGAAUCGUGAAUGUAAAUAAAAAUUCGGGGUUUCAUUCGACGUCUAGAAGAGGCAUGGUGCCGGAUCCGGUAGUAUCGCCGGACGUAGUGGUGUUCCCGGGCCCGAGCCGGCGGUCCGAUCAGACGCAGUUCGUCCCCAUCGUGCCGGAGGAGUGUCUUCGGACGGGCAUAUGCGAAGACUUGCCCGACUACCCGGAGGAUCGAGUCGCCGCCAUAAUUGAGAAGCUCGGCAACGCGACCGACAGGUACAAGGUGGACGAGCUGGACACGCCUGAAAUAGCGCAGCGGAUCGGCCCGCCGGAAGAAAUGGAGCUCUGCGAGUUUUCGCUUAAGGUGGUGGUACCGAAGGCGGCUCCGGACAAAGACGGCAAUUGGCACUAUAUCCUCAACCAUAAGGACAAGCCUUUGCAGGGCUUCCAUGUUGAAAUAUGCAAAGAGGAUAAAUCCCCCUGCGCGAAGCUGGCUCACUUCUACUCCGGAUACGAAGCCAGCUGCAAGCAGAAAUACAUGCUGCGGUACAUGGCCGGCCUGAACGCUAACGGCGAGAUGGUCGAGAAGGCUUUCAAGCUGCCUAGCUGCUGCUCUUGCGUGGUCCGACAAAUAGAUUAGAGCCCGUCUGAGCAUAGAGAAAUAUAUUUGGUCAAGCAAAUCUUGUCAGUAGAAAAAGGCAGCAAAUUUAAAAGAUUCAGGCGCGAAGGGAUAUCUCCUAACAAAAUUUGCUCGGCCAACUAUACUUAUAUUUCUCUAUGGUCUGAGUCUGCACCAAAUUUGAGUGACCGAGUGCGCAUGCAGUGUUGCAAGGUCCCUUAAGCCAUAAGUUACGUUUCUUUUAAUGAAAAGUCAGAUUUUUAUUGCGGAAGUCACAUUUUGUUCUCGCAUUAUCAGA
This is a messenger RNA of Cydia strobilella, 1644 nucleotides long. RefSeq lists its product as uncharacterized. Gene Ontology annotation, biological process: innate immune response; central nervous system formation. Gene Ontology annotation, molecular function: growth factor activity; Toll binding. Gene Ontology annotation, cellular component: extracellular region. The record is from RefSeq and is a predicted model, not a curated record. Bases 312 to 1367 code for a protein of 351 amino acids. NCBI's taxonomy places the organism in Eukaryota, Metazoa, Arthropoda, Insecta, Lepidoptera, Tortricidae. The transcript has 6 exons.